CUCUGGUCUGGUCUUUAAUCAGCUCGUUGUGCAGCAAGCAUGAAGAUCUCCUGCUUUCUGCUGCUGGUCCUCUCUCUCUACCUCUUCCAGGUCAACCAAGCUACUGAUCAGGACACAGCAAAAUGUGUCCAAAAGAAAAACGUCUGUUACUACUUUGAAUGCCCAUGGUUGUCUAUUUCUGUUAGCACCUGUUAUAAAGGAAAAGCCAAGUGUUGCCAAAAGCGAUAUUAGUAUUCCAGAAGUCACAUGAAUAAUGUGUAAUCAUUGCUUUAAUAAAGAAAAACACACGAA
Rattus norvegicus (Norway rat) is the source of this 291-nucleotide messenger RNA. RefSeq names its product defensin beta 38 (gene Defb38). Gene Ontology annotation, cellular component: extracellular region. Gene Ontology annotation, biological process: defense response. The record is from RefSeq and is marked validated. NCBI's taxonomy places the organism in Eukaryota, Metazoa, Chordata, Mammalia, Rodentia, Muridae. The transcript is spliced from 2 exons. Bases 40 to 231 code for a protein of 63 amino acids.